Lampris incognitus (smalleye Pacific opah) is the source of this 1665-nucleotide messenger RNA. Its product is annotated as protein Hook homolog 2-like. The coding region runs from base 203 to 478 and encodes 91 amino acids. The record is from RefSeq and is a predicted model, not a curated record. NCBI's taxonomy places the organism in Eukaryota, Metazoa, Chordata, Actinopteri, Lampriformes, Lampridae. The transcript has 4 exons. Gene Ontology annotation, biological process: cytoplasmic microtubule organization. Gene Ontology annotation, molecular function: microtubule binding.
GUCAGCAGAACGCCACCUUUAUCCAUUGAGAAGAGGCAGUACGCCAAAGCCCCGUGGCAUUAUCGUUUUGUCCACUACACAACACAACUGGGGCCUCCCAUGUGGAAAACACACCCAGGAGCAGCACAGAUCUGCAGAGGGACAGGACAACCUCGUGGACUUACUGCUGCUGUGUUUACAGAGGGCAGCCCUACUUGAUAACAUGGCAACAGCUGACCGGGAGUCAAAUGCUCGGGUUGACGGUAACCUUCAAAACUUGUAUGUAUUGCAAUGGGACUCUCAGGACAACACAACUUCCAGAGAUGAACAGGAGGAGAAACUGAUUCUUAACGCCUGGCAGAGCAUGUCUGUGGCUCUUCAGCAGUACAGUUUGUGUAAGGCCCCCAGAGCCCCGGGCCCGGCCCAGUCCUUUCUGGCCAAGCAGAGGCAGUCAACUCAGGCCCGGAGGACUGUUUCAUCCAGGCAGCAGCCUGGGUAGCGGUUUUCAUCCCUGGAAAAAGAUGGAUGAGAGCUCUGCUCCUUCCUUCGAUGCCCCCCCCCUCCCCAUCAGAAAGUGCUGUGUAAUUUUGUGUUUUUAUUAAGCAAAUGUGUGAGCUUGUGUUUGUCUAUUCAAAUGCUAUUGCUGGUUGUGCAUUUUUUGUUUGCUGUUAACGUCCUCUGCUGGUCAACAGUGGUACUAGAUUGAUGACGCUGUCUCCAUUCCUCAUUUACUCAUUCAUUCUUCUUACCCAUUAAAAUGCAUGCCAGAGUCACAGGGACUGAGCUGUAUAGUACAUUUCCUGUCAUUGUUUAAGAGAUUUCAUUGAUGAAUUAAAGCUGAGGGGGAAAAAAAAGUCAAACAUGCACAACUGCUAUUUUUGCGCUUGCAAUGCAAAAAUGUAUGCAUUUGUACUAUCCAGCCCAAAGGCAGCUACCAGAUCAUUACCAAGCUAGUCUGCUUCACCUUUACCAUGUCACUAAAUAACACUCUAAAAUCCAUUUGAAAAGGUUAAGACUCAAUUUUGACACAACGCAAAAACCAAGUUUGUCAUCAUUAUUCAAACUGUUAUGCAAAGCCACAAGAUCAGGGACUAUUUACAAAUAUAUUUAUUUGUAAAGUGUAAACUUGGUUGUAGUUUACAAGAUAUUCUAGCAAUCAGGUUUGAAAAUAAACACAGAACUUGUUCAUCUAUCUGAUCUUCUAUUCAACUCAGUCUCUCUAUCCCCUCAACCAUUGUUUUUCGUCCAACCGUUUUCAUUAAAACCAAACAUAGUAGUAUUCACAUAACUAGCGAUGGUUAUCAUUAUUGUCCGAUGUAUGCAGCCCAAUGAUGAUCCUGAAUAAUGUUCUGCUUCUAAUGAAAUUGAAUUGCGACACCUUAAAGUGCCGGCCAAAGGUAAACCCAUUCAAAGAACGAGUGGAGCCAUUGUACAGUACCUUAGCCACUAUCUCACUACUGAAGUUGGGAGUGCCAUCUAUCCUCUUAUACUGGUGUGGAAAUGCUUUGGUUCAAGCAGUAUAAAACAGUUCAAAUUAGUCAUAAUUGAAAGUUUGUGAGAACAUCUUUUUCCUUUUCUCAUUUACGAGCUUGUGAACUCCGACCCCAUGCUAACACUGCGCAAACGCUGACAGACAUUGUAUGACGGCACGGUGAGGAAGGACAUCUUGGCACCACCAAUGGGAGG